AGUGUUGGCCAUGUCAUGCAACCGCUGCAUCUGCGGCACGCCUCCAAGUCCUCGGAGAACUCGAAGAAGCCACAAGCCUCAGUGUUGUGCCACAGAAUUAAUAAAAUAUUCCCAGUCACAGCACGCAUCCACUACGUUGACCAGGUGGAGCAGGAGGAGUUGGAUCAGCAGCAGCACCAGCAGCAGCAGCCUGGCAGCAGCUUCACCAUCAGCGGAUCCACACCGCCCCUCCAAAUCUCGCCACACGGCUCACCUAAGUUGCAGCAGACGCAGCAGCGCCUGGGCAAACACCUCAGUAAAUCCGCAUCGGAGUUGAAUGGCCACGAUUGCCAUCUGAGCGAGUCGCCGCACAUAUCACCGAAGAGGGCCAAGAGUGCCGUGGCCCAGCAGUUGGUCGGCGGAGGCGGUUCGGGGGGCGUGGCCAGCGGCGUGGGCGUGCUGCAGAAGACGCACGGAUUCUUCAACAAUCUACGACACCGCUGGAGUCGCGCGAAGAGCAAAGAUCGUCUGGGUCGCAAGUCCCCAAGCGAUUUUCUCGAGGAAAGCACCGAUUAUGCGGCGGACUACAGUUCGGAGAGCAGUUCCGUAACCCAGAGUCCCCGCCAUCGAAGCACCACCAUCGGCGGUUCGCCACUGGCCCGCGAAUUUCGGGCCACCGCCAAAAUGGCACAGGUUAUCCAGCGAUUCGGGGGCUCCAUGGAGGGCCGGAUAGACGAGCAUCCGGAGAACGGUUCGGCGGGCUGCAGUCCUCCGGAACUGACCACCCAACAGCAGCUGGAGGCCCUGCAGGCCGACGAGCAACGUCGCAAGCGCGAAGCCCAAUUACGUCAAUUCGUCUUCUUUCAGCUGCGCGUGCAUCUCAAGUCCGGCAGCGACCUGGUGGCCAUGGACAAGAAUGGACUGAGUGAUCCUUAUGUCAAGUUCAAGGUCGGCGGCCGCCUCCUCCACAAGUCGCGCACCAUUCACCGGGACCUGAAUCCCGUGUGGGACGAGGUCUUCAUCGUGCCCAUCGAGGACCCCUUCCAGCCGAUUAUCGUGAAGGUUUUCGACUAUGACUGGGGACUGCAGGACGACUUUAUGGGCUCGGCCAAGCUGGACUUAACCCAAUUGGAAUUGGGCAAGGCCGAGGACAUCCACCUGCAGCUGUGCGACUCGGGCGGAAAUGGAGGAAGCGGCUUGGGGGAGAUACUCAUCAAUUUGACGCUCUGGCCGCGCAGUCAGGAGGACAAGGAAAUGCACUUUCAGCGCAACUCGAAGCUGGCCGAGUCAUCGAAGCGAUUGAAGUCGCAGAUCUGGAGCUCAGUGGUCACCAUUUUGCUGGUCAAAGCCAAGGAUUUGCCGCUGGCCGAAGAUGGCAGCAAGCUGAAUGACACGCACUUUAAGUUCAGAUUGGGCAAUGAGAAAUACAAGAGCAAGUCUUCCUGGACGGAGCGCUGGCUGGAACAGUUCGAUCUGCAUCUAUUCGAUGAAGAUCAAAAUCUGGAAUUGGCUCUUUGGAAUCGAAAUACCCUGUAUGGCAAGGCCAUUAUAGACCUGAGUGUUUUCCAGCGCGAGAACACGCAUGGCAUCUGGAAACCCCUUGAAGAUUGUCCUGGCGAAGUUCACCUAAUGCUCACGAUUAGUGGAACCACAGCCUUGGAGACGAUCAGCGAUCUGAAGGCCUUCAAGGAAGAUCCGCGAGAGGCUCAGUUGCUAAGGGAUCGAUAUCGAUUCCUAAGAUGCCUCCAAAACCUGCGCGAUGUGGGUCACCUGACGGUGAAAGUUUUCGGAGCAACUGGACUGGCUGCAGCGGAUAUUGGUGGAAAAUCCGAUCCCUUUUGUGUGUUGGAACUGGGAAACGCCCGACUGCAAACCCAAACGGAGUACAAAACACUCACUCCCAAUUGGAACAAGAUAUUUACUUUCAACGUUAAGGACAUCACACAGGUUCUGGAGAUCACCGUCUUCGAUGAGGAUCGAGAUCAUCGCGUCGAGUUCCUGGGCAAACUAGUCAUCCCCCUGCUGAGGAUCAAGAGUGGAGUCAAACGAUGGUACACGCUGAAGGACAAGAACCUCUGUGUUCGGGCCAAGGGAAACUCUCCGCAAAUUCAGCUGGAACUGACGGUGGUUUGGAGUGAGAUUCGAGCCGUUUGUCGAGCCCUGCAGCCCAAGGAGGAGAAACUCAUCCAGCAGGAGGCCAAAUUCAAGCGACAACUCUUCCUGCGCAAUGUCAAUAGACUCAAGGAGAUUAUCAUGGAUAUCCUAGAAGCAGCGCGCUAUGUCCAGAGCUGCUUUGAGUGGGAAUCACCUGUGCGUUCCAGCAUAGCUUUUGUCUUUUGGAUUGUGGCCUGCGUUUAUGGCGAUCUAGAGACCGUACCCCUAGUCCUACUACUCAUCAUACUUAAAAAGUGGCUCUAUCGCCUUAUAACGGGUACCACAGAUGCCGCUGCGCACUACGACUACGAGUACGAUGAAGAUGAUGACGAUGACAAGGAGAAGGAGGAGAAGAAGUCCAUCAAGGAAAGAUUACAGGCCAUCCAAGAAGUCUCCCAGACCGUGCAGAAUACUAUAGGCUAUCUGGCUUCAUUAGGCGAAAGCACUAUCAACACAUUCAACUUUUCCGUCCCCGAACUGACCUGGCUGGCUGUGGUCCUACUGUUGGGCGCCAUUCUGGUCCUGCAUUUCGUCCCCCUCCGCUGGCUGCUCCUCUUCUGGGGCCUAAUGAAGUUCUCCAGACGUUUGCUGAGACCCAAUACCAUUCCCAACAACGAGCUAUUGGACUUUCUUUCACGAGUGCCAGAUAACGAGGAGAUUAAUCAAUAUCGAGAACUGCCACCAUCGGCGCCCACCGACCAGAUGCGCAACAACCCGAAGAAGAAGUUGAAGGGAUCAUAGUCCAUAACCAGCGCUGAUGCGGCAAUGGCGUCCCUUUCGCCGCCGCAGUCCAGCGCACUGGGAGGAGCGGGUGGAGGGGGAAGCGGAUCCGGCGGAAGGCAGCAGCUGAUGCAGCGCUUCCGGGCCAACACCAGCCAGCUGAAGCACAAGUUUGGCCAGGCCAAGAGCCUCAGUCUGAGCCAUAGCGAAUUCAAUUAGACACCAAAGUUAGUUAGCUAGUUAAGAAUCGAGGGUACGAGGGCGGCACCAAGUAAACUAGUUCCACCCAUAGACGGCAACAUCAAUUCAACUUGACUCAAUUAUGCAGCACAAAGUUUGCUUCACUUAUUUUCCUAGAACUAUAUAUAUAUACACAGAAAAGAAUAUGAAUAUGAUUGUAAAUGUAUGCAAAACUCCAAACUAUUUACACAAACCGAUUCUGUACAUACACGAAGAUAGCG
Messenger RNA from Drosophila takahashii, 3314 nucleotides. It is a transcript of the gene Mctp, whose product is annotated as multiple C2 domain and transmembrane region protein. NCBI's taxonomy places the organism in Eukaryota, Metazoa, Arthropoda, Insecta, Diptera, Drosophilidae. Gene Ontology annotation, biological process: regulation of neurotransmitter secretion. The record is from RefSeq and is a predicted model, not a curated record. Gene Ontology annotation, cellular component: synaptic vesicle membrane. Gene Ontology annotation, molecular function: calcium ion binding.